AUGGCCUUCCAUUCCUCGGUCGCUCCCAUCCCCUUGGCCCCACCUCCCGGACCCGGAGCCUUCCACCGAGCCCACCGCCCCGCCGGAGCUCCCCGAGCCGGCGCGCCCGGGAGGAGUCUCGCCGCCCACUCGUCUCCCUCUCCCGACGUCGUGGUCACGCGCGAGCAAGGCAAGAACGCCAAGCUCGUCGCCUCUCUAGAGAAGCAUAAUGUGCACUCUCUGGAGCUUCCUCUUAUUCAGCACGUCGAAGGGCCUGAUGCAGAUAGGCUUUCAGCUGUCUUGCGGGAUGAAAAGUUUGACUGGAUUACUGUAACAUCUCCUGAGGCAGCUGCAGUGUUCCUUGAGGGAUGGAAGGCUGCUGGAAGUCCUAAGGUCCGAAUAGCAGUUGUUGGAGCAGGUACUGCAAGAACUUUUGAUGAAGUAUUGCAAUCCAGUGAUGGAUCCCUUGAGGUUGCAUUUUCUCCUUCCAAAGCUUUGGGCAAAGUUUUGGCCUCAGAGCUUCCAAGGACUAGUGAGACUGCCUCUAAAGUGUUGUAUCCUGCAUCCGCAAAGGCUGGCCAUGAAAUUCAGAAUGGGCUGUCAGCUCGAGGAUUUGAGGUGACAAGACUGAACACAUAUUCAACCGUACCUGUACAAGAUGUAGACCCACAGAUUUUAAAGCUUGCUCUUUCAGCACCAGUUGUUGCAGUAGCUUCUCCAUCUGCACUCCGAGCUUGGCUAAACCUCAUGUCACGGGUCGACAACUGGAGCAACUCGGUCGCCUGCAUAGGCGAGACGACGGCUUCAGCGGCCAAGAAACUCGGCCUGGAGAGCGUAUACUAUCCUGCAACCCCUGGACUCGAAGGGUGGGUUGAAAGCAUCCUGGAAGCGCUCAGAGCCCAUAAGCAAUCGUCCAAGCCCCAAAGUGUCGGAGACGAGCACGGUUGA
Molecule: messenger RNA, 927 nt
Organism: Triticum turgidum subsp. durum (durum wheat)
Lineage: Eukaryota; Viridiplantae; Streptophyta; Magnoliopsida; Poales; Poaceae
Source: the annotation of a GenBank genome assembly